Molecule: messenger RNA, 3581 nt
Organism: Meleagris gallopavo (turkey)
Lineage: Eukaryota; Metazoa; Chordata; Aves; Galliformes; Phasianidae
Source: RefSeq, a predicted model, not a curated record
AUUAUGUAUAUGUUUAGGAGCAAUACACAGUCAAGUGGAACCUUUAACUGACUCGUGGGCUCGACUGAAGCACAGCAGAGAUUGGUUGUACACUUCCUCCUACUCAUUUAUUGAGUCCGAUUUUGAUCUCUCAAGAUCUCUUGGAGUUCAUACUUUGAUUGAAAAUGUUGUCAGCUUUGUAAGUGGAGAUGUAGGAAACUCUCCAGGAUUUAAGGAACCAGAGGAAAGUAUGUCCACCAGUCCGCAGGCAUCAAUAAUUGCAAUGGAGCAGCAGCAGUUGAGGGCUGAGCUUCGUCUGGAAGCUCUUCAUCAAAUCUUAGUGCUUCUGUCAGGGAUGGAGGAAAAAGGCAGUGUGGCAUUAAUGGGAAGUCAUCAGGGGCCAGGAUUUCAGUCAUCUUCGUUGCUAACUUCUGUUAGAUUACAGUUUCUUGCUGGAUGCUUUGGUUUGGGCACAGUAGGACAUGCAGGUGCCAAAGGAGAGAGUGUAAGACUGCAUCACUACCAGGAUGGUAUCAGAGCAGCUAAGAGAAGUAUUCAGAUUGAAAUUCAGGUGGCUGUGCACAAAAUUUACCAGCAGUUGUCUGCUACCUUGGAAAGAGCUCUGCAAGCUAAUAAGCAUCACAUAGAAGCACAGCAGCGUCUUCUGUUGGUAACAGUCUUUGCUCUAAGCGUGCACUAUCAGCCCAUUGAUGUCUCCUUGGCUAUUUCUACUGGUUUGCUAAAUGUACUAUCACAGCUGUGUGGCACAGACACCAUGUUAGGACAACCAUUACAGUUGCUGCCCAAAACUGGUAUUUCUCAGCUCAGCACAGCUUUGAAAGUAGCCAGUACAAGACUACUUCAGAUCCUUGCUAUCACCACAGGAACCUAUGCUGACAAAUUGAGCCCAAAGGUGGUCCAGUCAUUGCUGGAUUUAUUAUGCAGUCAGCUAAAAAACUUGUUAUCACAAGCUGGGGUGAUGCUUAUGGCUUCAUUUGGAGAAGAGGAAGUUGAGGAGCAUGAAGCAGAUUCAAAAAAGGCAGAUUCAAAUGGGGAGAAUGAAAAGAGAGACUUCAGAGCUGCCCUCCGUAAGCAACACGCAGCAGAGCUGCACUUGGGAGACUUCCUUGUUUUCUUGCGUAGAGUCGUCUCUUCAAAAGCAAUUCAGUCAAAAAUGGCAUCUCCAAAGUGGACGGAAGUACUUCUUAACAUUGCUUCUCAGAAGUGUUGCUCAGGAGUUCCCUUGGUUGGAAAUUUGAGGACUAGACUUCUUGCACUUCAUGUACUAGAAGCUGUAUUACCUGCUUGUGAAUCUGGCGUUGAAGAUGAUCAAAUGGCUCAGGUUGUUGAACGAUUAUUCUCGCUUCUGUCUGACUGCAUGUGGGAGACUCCUAUAGCUCAAGCUAAGCAUGCAAUUCAAAUAAAGGAGAAAGAACAAGAAAUGAAGCUGCAGAAGCAAGGAGAGUCUGAAGAUGAAGAUGAAAAUCUUCCCAUACAGGAAGUGUCCUUUGACCCUGAGAAAGCGCAGUGCUGCAUAGUGGAGAACGGGCAGAUUCUGACUCAUGGAAGUGGAGGUAAAGGAUAUGGAUUGGCAUCAACUGGAGUCACUUCAGGAUGUUACCAGUGGAAGUUCUACAUUGUAAAGGAGAAUCGAGGCAAUGAAGGCACAUGUGUUGGUGUUUCUCGCUGGCCAGUACACGAUUUUAACCAUCGCACUACCUCAGAUAUGUGGCUGUAUAGAGCCUACAGUGGUAACCUUUAUCACAAUGGAGAGCAAACUUUGACUCUGUCCAGCUUUACUCAAGGAGAUUUCAUCACAUGUGUAUUAGAUAUGGAAGCAAGAACUAUUUCCUUUGGUAAAAAUGGAGAGGAGCCCAAACUAGCUUUUGAAGAUGUGGAUGCCGCAGAAUUAUAUCCUUGUGUUAUGUUCUAUAGCAGUAAUCCAGGAGAAAAGGUGAAAAUCUGUGAUAUGCAGAUGCGUGGUACACCGAGAGAUUUGCUACCUGGUGACCCCAUCUGUAGUCCUGUUGCUGCAGUGCUGGCAGAAGCCACCAUCCAACUCAUUCGUAUCCUUCAUCGCACAGACCGUUGGACACACUGCAUCAAUAAAAAAAUGAUGGAAAGGCUGAAUAAAAUCAAAACGUGUCUUAAAGAAGCAGGUCAAAAGCUGAAGAAAAGUCGCUCAAUUCAAAGUCGAGAAGAGAAUGAGAUGAGAGAGGAGAAAGAAAAUAAGGAGGAGGAGAAGGGCAAGCAUAAUAGACAUGGUCUGGCAGACCUUUCAGAAUUGCAGCUGAAGAUGCUGUGUGUGGAAGUGUGGCCUGUUUUAGCAGUAAUUGGUGGAGUUGAUGCUGGACUUAGAGUUGGAGGUCGAUGUGUACACAAGCAAACUGGACGUCAUGCCACGUUACUUGGAGUAGUGAAGGAAGGCAGUACAUCUGCUAAGGUCCAGUGGGAUGAAGCAGAGAUUACUAUCAGCUUCCCAACUUUUUGGUCGCCUAGUGAUACUCCACUGUAUAAUCUGGAGCCCUGUGAGCCACUGCCUUUUGACGUUGCAAGAUUUCGUGGACUGACAGCUACUGUGUUGCUGGACCUUACCUAUCUGACUGGCAUCCAUGAAGAUAUGGGAAAACAAAGCGCCAAGAGACACGAGAAAAAACACAGACAUGAAUCUGAAGAUAAAGGUGAAAUGGAGCAGAAAAUGGAGGGCGAUGCUGGAGCAGAUACACGAUCAGCACUAAGUGCCGAUGAUAACAAAGGACAUAGCACUGCAAGCUCUAAAUCAGAAAAUGAAAUCGCUUCCUUUUCCCUAGAACCAUCAACAUUAGGGAUGGAAUCCCAACACCAGCCUGCUGAAGGAAGAAAAAAGAAUCAUGAACAUUCUCCAAGAAGUCAUGAUAUAGUUCAGUCGGAAAUCAGAGCCGUACAGCUGUCUUAUCUUUAUCUUGGUGCUAUGAAGUCACUUAGUGUUCUUCUUAGUUGCAGUAAAUAUGCUGAGCUACUGUUAAUACCAAAAGUCCUGGCAGAAAAUGGUCACAACUCAGACUGUGCUAGUUCUCCCGUUGUUCACGAAGAUGUGGAGAUGCGUGCUGCCCUGCAGUUCCUGAUGCGACACAUGGUGAAGCGAGCAGUCAUGCGCUCACCUAUUAAAAGAGCCUUAGGACUGGCAGAUUUGGAGCGAGCACAAGCCAUGAUCUACAAGUUAGUGGUUCAUGGAUUGCUGGAGGAUCAGUUUGGUGGCAGACUUAAACAAGGUACAUUUUCAAAAUUAUUCAAGUAUAGUGCUAAACUAUUGAGUAUUUGUAUUUAAAUGGUUAGAAACAAUAAUGAUACAAAUGACUUAAUAUUGUAAUUUUGUAGUGGCUAUACUUUGGAGAAAUUUUACAGAGGCUUUUUAAUUGCUUUUUGGAUACAGCACUGAUUGGGUUUUUUUGCGUUUUUUCAGUUCCUUAUUUUAAUAAAAAGUAAAUACAAAUCAGUAAAUCAGAACUGUAGCCUCUUCCUAAUUUUUCUUUAUGCUUUUGAAAAAUGAGCAGUUCUGUAUAUACUUGUUGGAAGAAUUAGUUUAUCACACAAGGAUUGCAAAGUUCACUGUUGUAAAAAAA